This is a messenger RNA of Mercenaria mercenaria, 1135 nucleotides long. Its product is annotated as caprin-2-like. The transcript is spliced from 2 exons. Bases 143 to 826 code for a protein of 227 amino acids. Gene Ontology annotation, molecular function: protein binding. NCBI's taxonomy places the organism in Eukaryota, Metazoa, Mollusca, Bivalvia, Venerida, Veneridae. The record is from RefSeq and is a predicted model, not a curated record.
AUAAGUGUAUAGUUUUACGAAGCGUGUAAACAGGAUAGCGUUUAUCACAACAAAAUUGAACCUGAUUAAAACUAUACAGGUGUAACUUGCUGAACCAUUCACAUUCUUCUGCUUGCUCUUUGUGCAAAUUUUGUUGUAAAAAAUGUUGUGGAUUAUUUUCUUCGCAAGUUUUUCAUCGAAAGUUGUACUUGCACAAGAGCCAACCUGUGCAUGUUCCAAAUUUCAUUACGAAGAGCAAAUGCUAAAGAAAAUAGUGAGAAUGGAGUUCUUUGUGGAAAGAAUGAACAUUGAAACGGAAGAGGCAAGGAUAAGUGUAGAGAAAACUACUGACGAAUUCAAAAGAUUAAAAACUGAAUACGAGCAAUAUGUAGACGCCUCCCAAAAGGAAAUACAAGACUUAAAAGAGACCUUACGAACACCAACUAUUGCAUUUAAAGCGAAGAAAGUGAGAAACCAAAUGCCAAGCAUAGACGAAACUAUUGUCUUUAAAGAAACACUGUUUAACUUCGGAGAACAUUAUGACAACUUCACUGGAAUUUUCACAGCUCCUGUUCAUGGGACAUAUCUCUUUACAAUACAUAUUUGUUUGCAAGUGGGUGUAUACAUGUAUUAUGGGAUCAUGGUUGAAGGUGAACGAAUCACAAACGGACUAUUUUAUGAAGGGAACACCACCAAUUGUAAUACUGCUGACGCUAUUAUGGUUCUGAAGUCUGGAGAUCGGGUGUGGGUGAAAUAUCUUAGGUCAUCCACGACAGGCAAAGCUGUGAUAGAAGGGAACCACGACCACAGAUGGAACACGUUCUCGGGGACUCUGAUAAAUACUUAGAACCAGACAUGCCGCAAUAUUGUUAAUGUUUAAAUAUACGUAGUUGCAUGUGUUUAUUAAAACAAAUUGAAUGUUGUGAUGUGCGUCUUCAAUCAAACUUUUCAAGGACAGAGUCAGUAAAAACGAAUGUAUUUAAUUAAACUGUUUGAAGUAUGCAAACACGAAAAACCAAACCUGCACCUUGACCUUGGAAAAGUUUCUUUCUAAAUGUCAUGAGAAAUUGAAUUGUAAUUUCAAUAGCAAGCUAAAAUUGAUCAAAUGCAUCUAAAUGUUUAAUAAUCAUUAUGAUAAAUUAAAAAAGUAACUGAG